This is a messenger RNA of Protomyces lactucae-debilis, 3540 nucleotides long. RefSeq names its product P-loop containing nucleoside triphosphate hydrolase protein. Gene Ontology annotation, molecular function: RNA binding; ATP hydrolysis activity. The coding region runs from base 27 to 3494 and encodes 1155 amino acids. The record is from RefSeq and is a predicted model, not a curated record. Lineage: Eukaryota; Fungi; Ascomycota; Taphrinomycetes; Taphrinales; Protomycetaceae. Gene Ontology annotation, biological process: spliceosomal complex disassembly. The transcript has a single exon. Gene Ontology annotation, cellular component: intracellular anatomical structure; catalytic step 2 spliceosome.
ACCAGCUGGACAGAGGCCGCGCAUGCAUGGACAGCCUGGAUGAGCUCGAGAAGCUCAACUUGGUAUCGAGGGUGACACAGGAAGUGGAGAAUCAUACUGGGAUCCAUGAAAAAGUGCUGGCAGAGUACAUCAUCUCGCAGCAUGAGGCCUCCAGUAGCUUCAAGGACUUCCAGGCCAACGUGGGUGGCGAUUUCACUGAUGCGCUGCUAGAGACGAUUGAUCGCCUUGUUUUGACAAUGCACCCUGCAUACCGCAAGAAGACACGGGCGAAAGGCGACGCACUCCAGACAUCUCCUGCUGGAAACAGCAAAAGUCGCGUCUUCAAAGGACUCGCCAUACCCGACGGACCUUCGAACUACGAGCUUGAACAGGCAGAGACGGCAGAUCUAGAUGAUACACUCGCACAACUCGAAGCGCUGGGUCCCAAGGCGCCUGUAGGUGCGGAGCGCAAACGAAGCCGCUCACCCAGCAUUGACCGUUCUCGGCAGAGAAGACGACGCUCGCGUUCAAACUCGCCACGGAUACCUCAAAGAGAUCGUGGUCAUGCUGAGCGUGAAGAUUGGCGUCGUGAACGAUCACCGGAGACAUACAAUAGUCGUCGGUUCCGUCGAACGCCCUCACCACGUGGUCGCCCUAUCAAUACAGAGCCGGAGCUCUUCAGCAUCUACGAAGGACGCAUCACAGGAAUCAAGGACUUUGGCGUCUUUGUUGCCAUCAAGGGAUUGAAUCGCGAUGGUCUUGUGCAUGUCUCCAAAAUUCAAGAAAAUGGCCACAUCAAUCAUCCCGCGGAUGUUCUUGGUCGUGGUCAACUAGUUUGGGUCAAGCUAAUCAAGGUGGAUGGACAGAGAUUGAGUCUGAGUAUGAAGGAUGUGGAUCAAGCAACAGGCAGAGACAUGAAUCCUCAACAACAGAUCGAUGCAGAAGUGGCGCUGGACCGUUUGCACAACAAAUCAGUGCCUAUCAUUGAAGACGAUGAUGGCUAUGUCAAGAAGAAGCACAAGAAGCGGCUGACUUCCCCGGAGCGUUGGGAGCUCAAACAGCUCAUUGCAUCUGGCGCGGUACCUGCAACAGAAUUGCCAGAGGACGAUGACUAUAAUCUAGACGGCGACAUGAGUUCUGAUGCAGACGAGGAGUUUGAUGUUGAGGUUCGCGAGGAAGAGCCACCAUUCCUACAAGGACAGACUCGACAAUCACUUGAACUGUCGCCCAUUCGUGUCGUCAAGGCACCUGAUGGCAGUAUGAAUCGCGCAGCCAUGUCUGGAGGACAACUUGCAAAGGAUCGCAGGGAAGCCAAGGAAAAAGCACUUCGUGAGGCAGCCAAGGAAGAAGCGGCCAUGCGGGAUCCAAAAGCGAAGCAUGAUCCCAUGGCGCAAGGACGGACUGAAUCGGGGCCUUUGCGCUCCAAGAACGACGAAUGGCGUCAAGCGGUGAUGCCACGCAAUGCACCUCUUGGUCGAACCACCACAAUGAGUAUUCAGCAGCAGCGAGAAUCUUUGCCGGUCUUUCAGCUUCGUGCGCCGUUCCUCAAGGCUAUGGACGAGAACCAGAUGCUCAUUGUUGUCGGAGAGACAGGAUCAGGGAAAACGACGCAACUGACACAAUAUCUUGCGGAAGAAGGCUUCACGCGCCAUGGCAUGAUUGGUUGUACACAGCCGCGUCGUGUUGCUGCAACGUCUGUUGCAAAACGUGUUGCCGAGGAAGUUGGUUGCAGACUUGGCCAGGAAGUUGGCUACAGCGUCCGUUUCGACGACUGCUCUAGCCCAGCGACACGCAUCAAGUAUCUGACUGACGGUAUGCUACAGCGAGAAUGUCUCCUCGACCCCGACCUGAAAAAGUAUUCAGUCAUCAUUCUCGAUGAAGCGCAUGAACGGACCAUCGCCACAGACGUGCUUUUUGGCUUGCUCAAGAAGAGUGUCAAGCGUAGAUCGGAUCUCAAGAUUAUUGUCACAUCUGCUACCCUCGAUGCUGACAAGUUUUCCAAAUACUUUCACGAUUGUCCAGUUUUUACGAUUCCUGGACGAACGUAUCCUGUCGAGAUUUUGCAUACGAAGGAGCCAGAGACAGAUUACUUGGAAGCUGCACUCAUGUCGGUCAUGCAAAUUCACCUCUCAGAACCACCUGGCGAUAUUCUUCUAUUCCUGACUGGUCAAGAAGAGAUUGAUAGCUCAUGUGAGCAGCUGUAUGAACGUGUCAAAUCACUUGGGAAUUCUGUCCCUGAACUUCUCAUCCUGCCCAUCUACUCUUCGCUGCCCAGCGAGACACAAGCACGAGUUUUCGAGCCAGCUCCGGAAGGAAGCCGAAAGGUCGUCAUUGCCACGAAUAUUGCAGAGACGAGUAUCACGAUUGAUGGCAUUUACUAUGUUAUUGAUCCAGGCUUUGUCAAGCAGAAUGCAUAUGAUCCCAAGCUUGGCAUGGAUUCGCUCAUUGUUACACCCAUCUCACAAGCACAAGCCAGACAACGAGCUGGUCGUGCAGGCCGUACCGGUCCUGGCAAGUGCUACAGGCUCUACACGGAAGCAGCAUACAACAAUGAGAUGCUCCCCAACAGUGUGCCUGAGAUUCAGCGGCAGAAUCUGUCCAUGACCAUUCUCAUGCUCAAGGCCAUGGGUAUCAAUGAUUUGAUUCGCUUCGAUUUUAUGGAUCCACCGCCUACUCAAACACUGCUUACUGCUCUUGAGCAGCUUUAUACCCUUGGUGCGCUCGACAAUGAAGGCUUGUUGACUCGCAUUGGUCGCAAAAUGGCAGACUUUCCAAUGGAACCCUAUCUUGCCAAGGUGCUGCUCGCGUCUGUCGACAUGGGCUGCUCUGAAGAGAUUCUAAGCAUCAUUGCCAUGCUAUCCACAGGGGGAUCCGUCUACUACAGACCGAAGGAUAAGCAACAACAGGCUGACGACAAGAAGAAGAAGUUCAACCAGACUGAAGGUGAUCAUUUGACUCUGCUGACAAUCUUCAAUGCUUGGCAGCAGAAUGACUGCUCGAAACAUUGGUGUACAGAAAACUUCAUCAGCGCUCGAGGUCUGAUGCGUGCUAGAGACAUUCGCCUGCAGCUUGAAGGCAUCAUGCAGCGCUACCGACAUCCAAUUGUUUCAUGUGGUCGCAAUACAGACAAGGUCCGGCGUGCGCUUGUCUCGGGAUUCUUUACGCACGCAGCAAAGCGUGAUCCACAAGAAGGUUACAAGACUGUUGUUGAGGGUACACCAGUCUAUAUCCAUCCGUCUAGUGCGCUCUUUGGUAAGUCGUCCGAAUGGGUCAUUUACCACGAGUUGAUUGCAACGACUCGGGAGUAUAUGCACUGUGUGACGAGUAUUGAGCCCAAGUGGCUGCCUGAAUUAGCUGGAGCCUUCUUCAAGGUUGCCGACGCAAACACCGUGAGCAAAGCAAAGCAGCGCGACAAAAUUGUGCCACUUGCAAACCGAUUCGAGGAGAAGGACGCAUGGCGAAUAUCGAAGCAGCGGAAUGAACAGCGUGGUAUUGGCAACAGUAAUCAAUUUUAGGCUAUCUGUAGUCCCUGUUAUAAUCUGUAGAAAGGUUCUGGACGUC